AAAUUUGUGUUGCCAUUGGUCUAGUAAUUUCCGUGUAAUGACAAUAGCAUUCUUGACAUAUCUACGUCUAAGUCCAUCCAAGUCUGAAUGUGUAACCCAUUAUCUCUCUGUCGAAAGGAAAAGAAAAACUAUUACAUCACAUCUGCAACAUGAUAUUCUUUGUUUUUUCUGGCAGACAAUAGGAGGGUACCUGUGAGCGUGGGUGUUGGUAAAUGUCUGCGAUGUUCACGCGCGUGUAUAAAUAAGCUGUGGUUACACUGAGUAGCCACACAGAGUCAUGGAUUGGUUUGCAUUGUACUUCUUUCUCCUGUUCGGGUUGCUACCUCUCUAUAUAGCUCAAACAACAGCUACAAAUACAGGUUGUGCAGGUCCACCGGUACUGUGUUGCUCUGGUAAGGACUCCAGCUGUAACAAAAUGGGCUGUUACUGUGACGAUUAUUGCAUGACAGUUAACGACUGCUGUACUGACUUCAAGUCAACCUGCAAACAAUCUUCCACCACUGCACUGCCGAGCCAGCCAAGCACAGCAAGCAGCAGAAUUACAUCUACACUGGCAAAUAACGUCACAACUUCAUCAUCCACGGUCUCAUCUGCAGUAUUGAAUGUGAGCACAAGCUCAGCCUCCACAGCAUCUGCUACUAUAUCAACCAGCCAAACAAGCAGCAGUACAUCUACAGUAGCUGAUAACAACGCAACUUUAGCAGACUCUGUUACGACAGCACCCAGCGCAACAAAUAGCAGUACUGCUUCUACGCUAGCAGAUAACAGCACAACGACCAGCACAACAAACAGCAGUACUGCCUCUACGCCCUCAGAUACCAGCACAACUUCUGCAUUGCCAGUCUCUUUUAUUACAGCAUCCAGAACAAAAAACAGCAGUGCAUCAACGUCGACAGACAUGAGCCCAUCUUCGCCAUCCAUAGUUUCUUCAACAACACCACCCAGUACAACCAGCAGCACUACAGCACUAUUAGAUGUAAGCACAACCUCAGUGUCCAUAGCGUUUGCUACCACAGCAACCAGCCAAAAAAGCGGCAGUACCACAUCUACACCAUUAGAUGGCCUUGCAAGUUCAGCAUCCACAGCUUCAGAUGCCCAAAUAGUUACAUUUCACCUCAAAGUUUCUGUUUUAUCCAAUAAUCAGGAAAAUAAGGAUGGGAUGGUAGAGGCUAUAUCUAAUUUUGUAUCCCAGAUCCUUCUCCAGAUGAACUGUGAGGGCUGCACUUCAACUUUCAGGCUCAUCAAACCUACCUGAGAAAGAGCCAGUUUCAGCCAAUGUGUGCAUCCAUCAGUGGGGCUACAGCUAUCCUGCACAAUAUUCAGAAAAAACUGAAUAGUCUGUUUAAACUCAAUCAGCUGUUAAAGAUGAGUGCUUACUAAAAGCCUUAGGCUAUAAAAUGACAUAAAUUGAACUAUUAAUUGAGAGUUAACUGUUAAGGGAGGCUGAGUAGCUGAAAACAGAUCAAGGAAAUGCUGUUUGGCUAAAGGAGGAUAAGUGGUAAUUCCUACACUUAAAAGGAGCAAGGAGUGGUCAAAAGUUGAAAUAUGCAAUUUAAAAGGUAUAAUAUGUCACAUUUCUGCAUGUCAAAAAAUGACUUGACCUAUAUAUUACUUAUAUUACAUACGUAGUAGUGUACUUUAGGGCUGCCCCCUGAUAUUGAUACAAUGGAUGAUGCAUAACAUUAACAGUUUCUUACUAAUUAACAUUUAACAAACUCGCUCCUCUUCCUUCGUUUUAUGCCUCUCCUGUCCCUGCUUGAACCUGCUGUGUCUUCAUCCCCAGAACAGUCCUAGUGGGAGCUGCUGUAAAUCAGCUGGCCUCUGCUCCAGUUCUGUUGCUCAUUUGGGCACUGCUCCUUAGCAGUAUUCCCCACUGGGUUCCUGUCUUAGCAGUAUCCUCCCCCUGUCCUUUCGAACUCCCAGUCCAGGUAUAGUGAGCUAACAGGACUGCUAACUAGCUAGUGGCAGCAGCUAGUACAGUUAGCAAAUGAUACAGCACACCGGCAAGCAACUCCCUGCGUUACAAGAGAAAAGGUACUUUCAUCCCGGUGACAUGGCACAGCUCCCGGGCAGAGUUUGACGUUGUUUUUUUGGUUUCCUGCGACUAUCCGACAAAUGAAAAGUGGGUCGACGAAGACUCUUCUGAGCAACUAACAAUUAAGUCAACUAAUAGGGAGCAGCCCUAGUGUCCCCUAAUAACAAUGUUCAAACCCAGAUGAAUUAAUUUUAAUCAAGGUAACUGUGUUUUAUUUGGUCCCGUCAAUGGCAUCACAUUUACCCCCUCUUGUUGCUAUAAUUUCCGGGGAAACACAAAAUGCAGUGGCAUUUUCUCUGAGUGACCAAGUCAAGCCAAGACUUCCUCACUAACCAAAAUAGCUAUUAUUGCUAUUUUAAUAAAUGUACACAUUUCCUAACAAUAUAUGCUGCACCAUAAAGCUUCACGUCUGAUCCAGGUACAUAUCAGAACUGAAUACUAAAACAUUAUGGGACAUAGAAAUAGUAAACAAGGCCAAAGGUAUAGACAUUUUUCACAGCAGCCAUUUGUACUUGAAAUAGGUGCAACCAAUGAUACUAAUUUUGUUCCAUUAGUCAGGGUGCUGCUAUCACAACAACUGCUGUUCAACAUGGGUUAUAGGUCGAAAGUUGAAUGAACUAGUACUUAUGUCCUUUCGAUUUCUUACAGGUUGAGUUGUUGUUGCCCAUAACACGCUAGCAUUCUGCUAAUGAACAAUGAUUGGUCAGUGAAGGACUGAUUACGACCAGAGAUCCCGCUUGAUGGCAUCGUGGAAUCCGAAGCGGGACAUAGAUAUUUCAGCGUGGUGUUUAAAACAGCAAAACAAAAACUCUUUCUAGCACGUGUAUUGACAGGGAGAGCCUAACCUGUGUCAGCUGUGUUGUCGAUGCCUCGAGAGAAAAGGAAGUGCCGAGCGCGGAAGCACAAAGUGACUCAAGGCUUGCCGUAAAGCAGUAUCUCUGGCCGUACGAUGUGUAUGACUUCAUUGACAUUUUAAAAGACUUUUUUUUAAAAAUAAGUGACUCUAAAAAAUCUAACACCCAGCAAUGUGUAAUUUCUUUGCACCCCCUUUUGAAUGCAACAUUCAAAUUACUAGACAAAAAAUUAUAUCCUGAGAAAAGUAGAUUUUGAGGGGUAUAGCUCCAUAGACCUCCAUUCAUUCUGCACUCAUCCUGUGAGCGCCCUCAUAUGGAACCAGAGUGGAACUGCAACAGUUCAGAAGCUGGAAGUUUACCUAGAGUGGAAGUUCUCCCCUUAUUAGACAUUCUCUGGUAGGGGUAAAGGGAAAUAUCGAGAACUGUCAUUUUGCAACAUUUUGUUUAACGGUAUUGUAUCGAUUCUCAAAAAGACUGUAUUUAUUUUUGUGUUUAAGCCCCCAACCCCAAAUAGCAGUGUUUUAGUGAGGGCCUAUAUGACCUUCCUUACAGUAUGGCAAUAUAAUGCAAUAUAUUGAAUGGUAACCCCAGCAUCAUGAUACAUAUCGUAUCGUCAGAUUCUUGCCAAUAUAGAGCCUUAUAGGGUUUACCCUACUAUUUCAUGUCCUUCCUAAAAAGUAGGAUUCAUUUUACAGCACAGCUUAAAACUAGGAUAAAUAAAGUAUUUCAAGCAACUACAGCAGAACCUGUGCCCAGGCUUCUUCACAAAUCAUUUUUGAGUAACAAAAAAAAAGCAAAAUUGGCCAAAUUAUGAAAAGCUCUGGAGAGCAGCAACAACACAACAGCAACAGAGUCCAAACAAUGGUAAUAUAAGGCAUCCCAUAACACAAUCAUAAGGAGACACGCACAGAAACCAUCAGGGAAAGAAAGAAAGAGGAUGGGUUGGAUGUCCAAGCUCAUCCUCUCCUCUUUUCCUGGACGUGAAGGUGUCAGUAUCCAUGUCAAAUUCAGAAAUGUCCCACUGCACUUGUUGCUGUGAUGGUGAUUUAGUUUGUUGUCAGAACUCCUCAUUUUCUCUGCUCUCCAUCGCUGCUAUCGUCGGCUAACGUUAACUGGGAAAAUCAUUAGCAAAACAAGGACAGCCCUCCCUGUUAGAUUGAACAGUUCAAUGGCACUAACUGUGUUCUCCUCGUCGUGAGGCCAGAGGGCGACUAGUUUGCUGCAGUCCACUCGUUUGUCUCUAAGAGUUCUAGUUUACUUUUCAAUAUUAUUCAACUCCAUCAUUCUGUAGGUAAACUCCACGGUGGCCUCGACUGUGGUGCAUUUUAAUUUGUUUUGGCCAAACUAAUUGAGUGACAUUUACAAUUUACAAUUUACUACAACGCAGGGGACGGUGUUUCAGUCAUUUCCGGUCAAUGAAAACUGGGAGAUGGAAUAAGACUGUAAUCUGUUAAAGACAUUUAUUAUUGUCUUCCUUUAUUAAAAUAGCAAUAAUUGCUGUUUUGGAUAGUGAGUCCUGGCUUGCCUUGGUUCCUAAGAGAAACUUUUGCUACUGCAAUAAGCUUUGGCUCUAAUUAGAUCUAAUUUAACAGUGGCCAUUUUAUUAGAUUUUUUUUUUCUUGAUUAUUGGCUUUGGUAUUGAUUUUACUUGGUUGUUGGUAGUUUGGUUAUCCAUGCCAUUUUGAUAAACUAUAGUAUAGUAGUAGUAGAGUACAGUAUAUAGUAUAUACAGUAAUUUGGUGUCUUUGCAGAUUGUAUGGUUUCAUAUAUUACAUUAUAUAGAGAGGUUUGUGUUCCCAGUGCCUAAAUGUCUUAUACCAUGUGCUGUAAAUAUCCUGUACAGAGUGGUGAAAGCAUGAAACAGAAAUAUAAUUUAUCACUGUCUGAUUAUGUUGGUGGAAAAAAGUGUAAUGUGCAACAAAUGGUUGUUCAAAUUCAAAUAGCUGAAAUUUGGUCAUUCAUUGUGUGUACUUUAGAGAUUAGAGUUAUUGUAACGCUCUGCAAUGUGGUUACAUUUGUGGUUUUCAGUCCAGUUAUGGAUUCUCAGAGGUAGCUACAGCAACUUUCUUUACUUAUAUAGCCUGUCGGGGUAGCUCAUUAUCCCAUUUCCCUUGCUGUAAAAUCAUUAUAGCAAGGGAAAAGCAAAGAUCUCUAAGAGCAACAUAGUUUGUAUACUUUGGCAAACAAUGGGAUCAUUCUUGUCAGGAGUACAGUAAUGUUGCCAUUCUUGCUAGUCAGCAAUGAAUUCUUUUGCACUGUACUUCCUUCUUCUGAAGAAUUUGCUGCCUCUCUACAAUGUGGAGUAAAACAUUUGAAUAAAGUGUUCAGAAUGAAUUGUCACGGCAUGCCAUCUUAGUUUUAGAGAUAAAUAUAACUAAAUGAAGAAUGUUGGUAACUGAUAUACAGCUUCAACUUACAAUGUUUGUGAUAUGAAACUGUAUACCAAAAUAUCACAAAAAUCAACAGUUAUGUAUAAAAUAAAACAAAUAGCUACAUACAAA
This is a messenger RNA of Dicentrarchus labrax (European seabass), 5390 nucleotides long. RefSeq lists its product as uncharacterized. The record is from RefSeq and is a predicted model, not a curated record. Lineage: Eukaryota; Metazoa; Chordata; Actinopteri; Moronidae. The transcript has 6 exons. The coding region runs from base 278 to 1255 and encodes 325 amino acids.